AUGCUGAUUGGGUUGAGUCUCGUGGUUUCUCUUUUGUCAAGUUGGCUCGAUGAAUUGGUCGAUUCUUUAGAGGUCUUUGUCUGUAGACAGUUUCCUAUGGAGAUUGGUCAUUGUGGUGUCUCGGCUAUUGGUGGUGGCUAUCCGGCUAUUUCCUUGUAUUGUGCAUUAGAGGAGCUAGUAAAUCCCAUUAGUUUUGAUUUUACAUUCACCUCUAUCCCAUUCCCGCCAUUGCUUUCUUACAAUGCUAUUUCCUACCUGAGAUUGGUACAGAGUUUGGCGAAAAGAAGCAGUGGCAUCGCGAAUGCUUCGUUCACUGAUGAUGAAGACACGACUCAGAUCCCUGGUUCACUGCCUGCCACUAGAGGCCGGAGGGGUUCAUCCACUGGUAAUACAUCUCGUGGUAGAGCUAAAGCCCCAACCAGAGGAAGAGGUCGAGGUAAGGAUGAAGCAAGCCACUCUAGAUUGGUUUUCGCCAGUCUCAAAGGUAACUUUUUGUCAUCACGUUUCAACAGUUUAGGACCUGCUUCAGCUUCCUUCAAAAGUGCUUCCACCAUUGAAGAAGACGAUGUAGAUUCUCCUUCAAGCGACGAAGCAGAGCCUGAAGAUGUUAACAGCAGUCCGGAAAAUGAGAACACUAAAGGCAAAGGACGUAAAAGACAAGCUACUACUAGGAGAGGCAGAGGUAGUAGAGGUUCCGGGGCUUCAAAACGUGAUAGAAAAACGAAAGCUCUUCCUCACUUAAUAGGCUGCUACUCAGUGGCAAAGACGAUUACGAGGACGACAUAG
This is a messenger RNA of Arabis nemorensis, 786 nucleotides long. The record is from the annotation of a GenBank genome assembly. Lineage: Eukaryota; Viridiplantae; Streptophyta; Magnoliopsida; Brassicales; Brassicaceae.